Molecule: messenger RNA, 1737 nt
Organism: Colletotrichum siamense
Lineage: Eukaryota; Fungi; Ascomycota; Sordariomycetes; Glomerellales; Glomerellaceae
Product: putative transporter
Exons: 2
Coding region: 1-1737 (578 amino acids)
Biological process (GO): phosphoenolpyruvate transmembrane import into Golgi lumen
Cellular component (GO): Golgi apparatus; endoplasmic reticulum
Molecular function (GO): phosphoenolpyruvate transmembrane transporter activity; antiporter activity
Source: RefSeq, a predicted model, not a curated record
AUGCCUCGCUCCACAGCGUCCAGCUCUUCCAUUGAAACCUCCUCAGCAUCUGCUGACCAUCGAUCCUCACAGCACUCGCCCAGACGAUCAAGUACCGGCGACGAAAGUGACAGCGACAGCGACAGCAGCGCUUCUUCUGCCACCGGCGGCAUGGAGAAGUUUCCCGACCACAUCGACUCGCACCUCACCAACGGCUCGAGGGGGACAAGCCCCGCGAGAUCCAACGGCUACGCGCUCCCAGGAGCACCCAACGGUGGCGACCGCUGGCAGCCCAGAAAGGAGAGCAUCCAAGGUCGCGCCUCACGGUGGACGGCGCCAGGACAACCGGCGACCCGUUAUGGCCACGGUAGGCAGAAGAGUCUCGGCGACGCCAUCCACAACAUUAGGACUAGGGGUGGAAGUGUCAGUCAGAAUGCUCAUGAGAUCGCCGAUGCGCUGCGGGCCCCCGUCUCUCCCAAGCUGAUUGGGCUCUGCGUGCUGUGGUACACCUCGUCCGCCCUCACGAACACGUCCUCAAAAUCCAUUCUCACUGCGUUCGACAAGCCUGCGACACUCACGCUGAUCCAAUUCGCAUUCGUGGCGACCUACUGUAUCUUGUUCGCAUGGCUGGCCAACGUCUUUCCGAACCUCAAGACGGCGAUACCGGCGCUCAAGCACGGGAUUCGCUACCCUUCGCGCGAUGUCAUUAAGACGACCAUGCCCCUCGCAGCGUUCCAAAUCUUUGGUCACUUGCUGAGCUCGACUGCGACAUCGAAGAUCCCCGUAUCGCUUGUCCACACCAUCAAGGGCCUUUCUCCCUUGUUCACGGUUCUCGCCUACCGAUUGAUCUUCAACAUUCGAUACUCUGUAAACACCUAUUUGUCGCUGGUGCCCCUGACAGCAGGCGUCAUGCUAGCAUGCUCAGGCAAGCACAACCAGUACAGUGGCGAAAUGCUCGGCAUCUUCUACGCCCUGCUCGCCACCAUCAUUUUUGUGACGCAAAACAUCUUCUCGAAGCGCCUAUUCAAUGAGGCUGCCAAGGCAGAGGCCGAGGGCAUGUCAGCCAGGUCUCAAAAGCUCGACAAGCUGAACCUGCUUUGCUACUCUUCCGGCAUGGCGUUCAUUUUGACAGUUCCAAUUUGGUUCUGGAGUGAGGGAACCGGCAUUAUCCGAGACGUCCUUCACGACGGCGCCGUCGAUCUGAACGAGAAGGUCGGCUCUUUCGACCACGGCCGCCUGACCGUUGAGUUCAUCUUUAACGGAACCUUCCACUUCGGACAGAACAUCUUGGCAUUCGUCUUGUUGUCGCUGGUCUCCCCGGUGACUUACUCCGUCGCAAGUCUGAUCAAGCGCGUCUUCGUCAUUGUCAUUGCGAUCAUCUGGUUCCGAAAUCAGACGACUUUCCUCCAGGGCGUCGGUAUCGCCUUGACCUUCGUCGGUCUUUACCUCUACGAUCGCACGCACGACCGUGACAAGGCGGACCGCAAGGCUAAGAUGAUGGAAGUCAAGCCGGAGCCCCUGCUGCCCCUGAACACCAAGGAUGCGCUGAGUAAGAGCCAGAACGCGCCCGUGUUCGAGAGCCCCAUGGUCUCUGCUGGAGCCUUCCAGUCCCUUGCCAAUGGGCACGGCGACGAUGCGAAGAAGUCUGACGGGCCGAGUAACGGCCGUUCCCGCGGCGCAAGCAAUGCCGCCUGGCUGGCACCGGGUACGAAGCAGGAGGACACCUGGCGGCUGGGAGACCGCCAGGCCGGCAUGUAA